AUGUGUGAAACGAUAACCCAAGUAAGUGACGAAAUGUGGUGCGAGUGGAUACUAAAUGGUAUACAAUCCAUUCUGGCUAAAAAACAGAGUCCUUCAUUCCAACGCAUAUGUCAGGUGAUACGCAAAAGGCAUGUGUUUAACGAAGAAACUAUUGCCGCACGGCUCAUGGAAGCAGAAAGCAGUGGUCUUAUAGAGAUUUUGGUACGACGAGGAGAAACGAUCUACCGUGUGGUGAAGAAGGCGGCUAGGCAGAUUGGCAUAAAAUAUUCAGCUCGACAAUAUCAACGGUCCCCUUUCUCAAACGUGUUGUGCAUCGAGUGUUUGAAAACUAGCCACAGCGGUCCUAACCAUCGUAAACCGGAACCAAUGAGCUCUUGCGAGCGUUGCGGAAUAUCGCUUCAUGACAGUUGUUCGAACAAAUCCACGGGUAACGAGACAGCGGUUCCGCUAUCACAGCUAGUAUCUGUUGGCAAUCGAUGGUUCUGCGAAGAAUGUAAACCUUGCGACGGCUGCACAUCCUUAAACGAAAGCAUCAGCCGUGCCCAGUUAUGCGUCGUCGAAUGUGCCGGAUGCUCGCGAAAAUUCCACUUCCAGUGUAUGGACCCGCCGGUCAAAAUCACGGAUAAAAAGCUGUGUGAGCCCUGGCGUUGUGCGCAUUGCCUACAGCACCAUCAGUACCGUCCACCUACUAAAUGCCAAACGCCAGAGGCAAACAUCGAAAAAAGUUUGAAACAGGAAAUUGCAGCACAUAGUUCCAAGGUCUUCAACUCACAUCCGAUCGAAGCCGAUCUGAUCGAUGGCAGGGUGGAGGCCAUAAGGAUUAAACUCGGCGACAGGGUAACGGACGAUGAUCUGGCCAUUUUUCGACACGUGCUUAUAAAACGGUGUGCACUGGAGCAGGAGGACCUUCCCCGAACACCGUCAGCAAUUCGGUUCGGCCAGUACGAAAUCGAGUCGUGGUAUUCUAGCCCGUUUCCGCAAGAGUACGCCAAGCUGAAAAUGUUAUACAUGUGCGAAUUUUGCUUGAAAUACCUGCAGACGCAUGACGAACUGAUGCGUCACCAGCAUAAGUGCACCCUGCGGCACCCACCAGGUUGCGAGAUCUAUCGUGACGGGGAUGUUGCCGUGUUCGAGGUAGACGGCAACGAUCAGAAACACUACUGCCAAAGUUUGUGCUUGCUCGCGAAGCUGUUCCUGGACCACAAGACGCUAUACUUCGAUGUUGAGCCGUUCCUGUUCUACAUUCUAACCAGGCGCGACCAUCUCGGCCACCACAUGGUGGGUUACUUUUCGAAAGAAAAGCUCAACCACCUGCGCUACAAUGUGUCGUGUAUUCUUACGCUGCCGCAGUACCAACGCCAAGGUUACGGUCGAUUUUUGAUCGAUUUCAGCUAUCUGUUGAGCCGAGUUGAACUAAAGCCGGGAACCCCCGAGAGACCACUGUCGGAUCUGGGCCGUCUGUCGUAUCAACAGUACUGGUGUUCCGUGUUGCUGUCAUACCUGCAUCUCAACCGAUACGGAGUGCUAACGCUAGAGGGCAUCUCGCACGAAACGGGCCUAAUCGUAACCGACAUAGUGGCCGCAUUCCGGUCGCUCGGUUUCAUUCGAUAUCGAGUCAAGCGGACAGGAUGUGUUCGUUCCAAUCAUCCCUUCAUAUGCAUCGAUUGGCGGCUUGUAGAUUGCCACUACAAGCGAACGCUGCAGCCGAGGAAAGGAAUUGAGCUCCGUGACACUUGUCUUCGAUGGAUACCGAGGACACGCACGGAUGCCAUCUUGAAGCAGAUGGAGCUCACGUUCGAUCGCGAUAGUUCCGCACGGGUCAUCUCAGCAUAUCCAGGGAUGGUGCUACCGAAGUUGCGAGACGUUGUCCUUGGCAACGUGAUGGCGACGAAAUGUUUAGUCAAAGCUCUGAACAAUUCGGAUAAAGAGGAACCGGAAACGCAUAGGUCGGCAGGAAAAAGCACCGAAGGGAGGAAGGAUCACAUCGAGCGGCUGUUUGCCGACACCGAAUAUAGCCUGAAUAAUGAUUCGCUUCUGCAGCAAGGUGUUACUGUGACGACUUCCGGUAGAAGAAGAAUACCUUCCCGCAAGUACAGUAACGCCGUGUUUGAUUUGUCGCUUUCGUUGACAACUGGCACCCCGAAAUCGAAGAGAUCGUCGAAAUCAACAACACGUUCCGAUGCGGAUGGUACUAGCUCAUCGGAAGGCUCACCGGCCGCUAUCUGCAAAUUGUCACCAGACGCGCUGGUUUCGAAAAGGGAAAGGAUUGCAGCAAACGCUAGGUGCGGACCAUUUGCCGAAUGUGCCUCCGAGGAGGAUAUUUCGCUAGACAGCGUGGAAGCGUUCAUGGGCACGCCUAAAAGCGAGAUUCAAAAGUUAUCCCCCGACAAGAGCAGACAUGGAUUUACACCCGUUGCUCCAUUCCGGCAGCAGGACACGGUCAACGACGAACUGUCCCGUACACCGAGCCUUAAGAACCACUCGAACCGGUUCGAACAAUGGACAACGUAG
Molecule: messenger RNA, 2511 nt
Organism: Anopheles nili
Lineage: Eukaryota; Metazoa; Arthropoda; Insecta; Diptera; Culicidae
Product: histone acetyltransferase KAT6B-like
Exons: 2
Coding region: 1-2511 (836 amino acids)
Biological process (GO): regulation of DNA-templated transcription
Cellular component (GO): MOZ/MORF histone acetyltransferase complex
Molecular function (GO): DNA binding; histone acetyltransferase activity
Source: RefSeq, a predicted model, not a curated record